CUGCACAUCUGUUAUUUGUUCUCUCUUUCUCUUUUUCGAACAGAUAAAUCAAAUCUAUUUAUUCUUCAACUUUUCAAUCUCUAAAUGCUUAUCAACUAUUUACACACUUAUGCACCUUCAUCUCGCGUGCAAAUUUUAAAUGUCCCCCUGGAUUAGCGCGCGCGAUCUAUCGGUGUGCCGCCGCGGUUAUCUUGCGGCGGCGUCGCUGUCAGAUAGCCCCCGCACAGAUGACAAUCAGCUGACGCUCGAGCUCCGAACUAUACAUAGAUAUACAUAACUCCACAGCACGCACACAUAGUUGUGUGUGUCGCGCGAUUGUGCGAGUUGUUCUUUGUUCUGUACAACUCGAUCGCGUCCACCCUCCACAUAUAGCUGAGCCGUGCGUGCGGUGCAGUGUUGCUGAUCGCGUUCCGAAAUCGACGCAUCGACGACGCGCGCCCGGACGACGACGACGCUGCUGCAAUGUGAUAAUUAAACGCAUUUAAUGCCAUAUGAAUGUCAUCGACGCGUAACGUCGUCGCGAAAUCAUGUCGUCGAGCAGCGCGGCUCGUAGCACGGCUAGCCUCGUCGACGGCCUGAAGCUCUCGCCCGAGCUCGUCAACGUCUGGACGGGAUGGAUUGCCCUGGGAGAUCGAGAGAUCGUCCGCGAGGCUUCGGCCAAGGGACUGCACAUAGAGCUGGCGCACAAGUUUCUGGAAAAGAGGAGGAACUGCACACCUCAGGAGGCCAGGAUGUACUUCAACAAGGAGGUCGAGAUAUGGGUGAAUGGAUUGUUGAAGAAAGGACAGAUUCACAGAGCUUCGCACGUAUUGAAGAAUGUGGGAAAAGUUCCUGCUGAUUAUAUCAAAACAACCUGCAUGAACUCUAAGGAUUCUGGACUGAGAAAUUUUCUGGCUAAACAUGUAGAGUCUUUGUUCACCAUUGAAGAAAAGGAAGCUUGGAAUAUGAUUCACUUGAUCGCUGAACAUGAAAGUGAUUUAAAAUUGUCCGACAACUUGUUGUCUCAAGAAAAUUUAGAAAAAAUAUUGAAAUUGCCACAAAAAAUAAAAGAUGCACUCUACACAGAAUUAUACUUUUAUUGCUACAAACCAGAAAUUGUUGCUUACUUGAAAGAUAAUGUUGUUUGGGAUUACUUGUUAGCCAAUAACAAGCUUGAUUUGUUAAAAUUUUGGAUUGAUCUUUACUACAGUAGUGACAAAUCAUUGGAUCUGAGCAGCAAUUUGGAAAGAAGUGAUAUUCAGUUGUUACUGUCAACUUUAAAAAUAACAAAUGAAAUGAUAUCUUCUAUUGAGUCAUCUAAUGCAAUGCCACUUGUAAAAAAUGAAAUUUUUAAUUACUUGAGCAGCUAUGGUAUAUUCUCACCUUCAGAAUGUAAAAAUGCCAAAUUAAUUUUAUCAAGACUUUUUGGGGAAUGCUAUACUUUAUUUGAAAUUCCGUCAAUAUUAUUAAAAACAACGUGCAAUGUAGAGAAAAACGACUUUUUCUCUAAAAUUGACACUAUUAGAAUAUCAAGAGAUUAUGCAGAUACUGGCAACAUCAGUGAAAUCAAUGUGAAAAAUAAAGCCUUGUUUGAUUCCAUGAAAAAGAUGUGCAGACAUCUUACGACAGAUGAUAUCAAAGAUUUGGUAGAAACAGGAAUAAGCGAAACCAUAAAUUAUCUGUCCGAUUGUACGACAACUUAUUUAAUGGAAAAUCCUAUUAUUGCUUUUACUCUUAUAUUUCUUCACUACUCAAGACGCAAACAAUCAACAAGUCUCAGAGAAAUUUUCAAUGACUGUAAUGAUUCGGGUAUUCAAUUGAAAACCAUAAAUUUAUCAAAAAAUGUUUUGGAUUCUGUGAUAAGUCAAUUGUCGUAUCUGAAAUAUGAAACAGAAACUAAAGCCGCCAAGAGUAGCAUUACAAUGUAUCAGCUGCUGGAUGGUUGCGAAAAAUUUCAGUCGCCAUUCUUUUUCAAAUGGCGUUUUAAGCAAGCGAAAAUGCUGGAUUUCUCAAAUGAAAAAUUGGCCAAAAAGUAUGGGCACAAAGAGCAGUUGAACUAUAUUUACUACCUGAAAGAAGCCCGACCUAACAUGGCCAUUAACAUGCUCAAGCAAGAUCGUUUAACGACCGGUGGCAGCUUAUCUUCUACUUUAAAAUCUCAAGUUACGCUACACGCGCACGUAUUCGCGUUGCGCAACGUGAAAAAUGUGGCCAUCGUCAGUGGCUGCCUCGCGUUCAUCGAGAUGUUGGGCAUGAAUUCAGAAAAUUUGAAGCUUCACGUCGCAGCGGCGAAUCUCGUGCAGAGGGAAUUGAACAUUUGCAUUGGCACAAAUUUGGAAGCGAUGAUCUACAACAGCCAACAAGAUCUCAAGCUCGUAAUGAAUUACGUCGAGCGUAGUUUUCAUUCUAAAUUAACGAUUUCAUUGCUUGACAACAACGACAGCUUCGUCGAAGCUCUGAAAAAUUGGGAUGUAAUCGUACGUCUCGCUCGCAUUCAAAACGCCAGUCUGCCAACGUCAAUGCUCAAAUUUUUGGCCGCGAACGACGCGUGGUUCGAGUUCGCUUUACUUGGUGAAAUUUUCGCUUAUCCCGUCAGCCAGAUGGUCGAGUGCAUUCAGCAUUUCGACAGCACGAGUUUGCGAGAGCAUCUCUUGCUCUCGCUGAAAAAUCCUCAGCUGCUCGAAGACGCUUCGGUCUGCAAAAAUAUCUUGAGCGAUCACAACGACGAUUUGUGGUUGAUGAUACUCAAAUGCCACGAGAGUCCGAAUCCACCCGAGGCUCUGCGUCAAGCUGCGCGUCUACUCAAAUCGCCUGUAUUGAUUGUUCUGGCCACCUGUUACGAGCCAACGUCCAUCGCGUCAUACUUCUGCACGUGGAUCGUCAUAUCUACCGACAAUUUGGAGCUCACUGAAGUUUAUGAAGAAUGCAUGGAGAAUCAAGUGUGGACGGCUCGCGAUGUAGCGAGUCUCUAUCGCGACGUUAUUUCCCGCGGCUACGUGAGUACGCUGUUGCGAGGCUGGCAGAUAUUUCUUCCAGAAAAUCCAUUGAAGAUGUUUGUGCAAUAUCUCACGCAGUGCAUAGAUUACUGCGAUUUUGAGGAUAGGCAGGGGUUCCUGGAAAAUUUCAUCGGAGAGUGUUUGGAACUUGAAAACAAUGCAAUGAUGGAUUGGGAGUGCGAUGAAGCUACUUAUUGGCAAAACAUCUACUGGAUUCACUCAGUAGCAAUCAAUUGUAUCAUCGUGUCACUUGACGAUUCUCUCGAUAGCACCUACUCCAGACUUCAAUUAUUGACUACCCUGAAGAACGAGAAUUUCCACACAAAACUUUCAGUAGAUGCUCCGAAUUUUGAUCUGCUGCUCGAGUACACGAAAAUACUCGCAGAAACUGGAGUAAGUUUGAAUUAUUCAUCCUUCGAUACCACCCUGAAAACCAAUGAUCCUGUAGCAGAAAUCGAGAGAUGCAUAAACGAAUUGCUCCUACUGCAACAUUAUCAAUGUGCGUUGAAGCUCGCACAAACUGCUAAUGUUAAUGCAUCAAGCAUAAUACUUGCACAGUGUCGCGAAGAGUUCCAACGUCACUCCAAGCAAGGUGGAGUAGUGACCAGCGAUUUUUGGCAACGAUGUUUUGACAACUUUGAAAAGUACGACGUGUGUCACGAGAAAGCCGCGGAAUUCUUCGUCGAGCACGCCGAAAAAGUGAAAUCGUACAAAUCUCGGUACGAGAUUCUAAAAUUAGCUUCGGAGAUACUGGAAAAAAGCUCGCAAGAUCGGCGCGUGUGCGACACCGUUGAGAUGGCCAUGUGGAAAUCGUGCAUACUCGCCGGACCCGAGAACAUUGACAUCGAGUCUAGGGAACAGGUUUUCAGUAAAUUGAAGACCGAACUGAUGUCGAGCCUCAGCGGCUUACAGGUCAACUGUUCGCUGGUCGACGAGGCUGAAAAGUUAGCCGUCGAAACGUUGAUAGGCCGCAUGCUGGAUGCCGGCAGGCUCGACACCGCUCUGAGGAUCGGAGCGAUUUUCAGUCACAGGAAUAAAGACGUGCAGAUUUUGAUGCUGUGCUUGAGCUUGGCCGAGGGUGAAUUAUCGCCUUAUCAGCUUUUCGCGCAUCAAAGGGCAUUGCUCUGCGAUACCAAGCGACCGAAGCAGAGAAGCGUUACCCUCAAGAGUCUUGGAUUACAGCGACUUCCAUCGUCGAAUUCUCUGAAUUUGUCCAUUGAAUCGGAGACGCCUCCGUCGACCGUAACAGCAUCUACUAUCGAUGUAUUGAAGCAAGAGAAAUUAGACUGCCUAUCUCUGCUGACGAACUCGGUCGAAACUUUGAACUACGGCGCUGACAUCGGAAUGCGCGUGCUGCUCUGCUAUCAUUUGGCUUUGCAUUUGGGCAAAAAUUACGAAGUUCUUUUGACGCACAACGACCCCAUGCAUCUUUUGCAAGAAGUCGUCGCUGGUACGCACGAGUGGAAGUUAGAAAUCGCCCGUGACAUCAUAACGGCUUACCAGAUAGAGAAUCAGAAGGUCGCUCACUUUUUGGCCGACGAAAUCGUGGCUCACAUUACUCAAAUCAUCGAGGACGGCCAGAACGAGCCCACUGCCGCUUGGAACUAUAAUAUGAAUUUACAGUCCGUUAUCGAGCUGUGCAAGGAUACGUCUCUUUUGGGAUCGAAACUGCUGGACAUGGCUCGAAAACUGCUUGGUCACUCUCACGGUGAAAAGAGAAAUCUCGUAACGCUGAAGAUCAUCGUGGAACUGUUGAUUCGGUCGCAUGACUGCUUCACGGCAUCGUGUAACAUGGAAGGCAUCGCAUCAGUUCUGAAAAAAUGCCAGCAACUUGCCAACUCUCUGCAAAAUUUGAAGCACUGGAGUUUACUUGUGCGAUUGGUAACCGGGGUCGGCCGCUUCACCGAGAUGAAUUACAUCUUUCAAAUACUCAAAGAGCACGAUCAGUUCGAGUUUUUACUUGGUCGAGGUUUGGAUAAGAUACCCGGCCUAAGAAUGGCGAUGCUCGAUUUCCUGAAACGCCAUUGUCCGGAAAACAAAGACCUAUUCAACAUCGUCGCUCUGCAUUUCCGGCUGUAUUACGAGAUCGCGCUAAUGUGGGAAAGUGAGGCCAAGGACGUCAUCAAUGAACUGGUAAACGAAGCUAAAAAGGAGUGCGGAAGGGUCGUUUAUAGUUCCAAUGUCGAAUUGAAUUUCACGAGGAACGAGUCGACGGAGAAGAGAUUGCAACUGGCCGUUGCCAAUCUCACCCAUGCCACGCAAUAUUUCUUACAGGAUAACAAAUUGAAUUUAGCCAAUCGCUGCUCGCAUCAGGCGCAGCUCGUAGCCCUGCAGAUAUCUCUGUGCUCGAGGGCGAGCGUCAACGCGACUUUCCCGUGCCUGCUGAAUCUCCAAGCGGAAGAAAUCAAUCGGGCCAUAAGUCGACAUCUAAGCUUCUCGCAGGCCCUAAUAGUCGCUCGCGCCUACGAUCAUCACGUCGACUGGGCCAGUGCCAUUUACCAUCACUGCUUGAUCAACGGCGAGAGCAAGUACCUGCGUGAUUUCAUCACUUCCAAGUGCCUGACGGCCUCCGUGGCCGUCGACUGUGCUCGUAGAUAUAGAUUAGAGAAGACAAUCAGCAAGCUCAUGUCCGACAACAUGCAAGUGCUCGUGGCCAAGGUCAACGACAACGAGUGCAAAUACGUGCUGGCGAGCCAGUUGGGCUUCCGCAAGAUCGUCGAGGACAUGCUCGACGAUCCGGCGGUCGGGGCUUACUUGAAAGAUACGGUUUUUAGGAGGCGCUACAUGGGCAAUGAAAUGCUGUGAGAUUAAUGUGAUUACAAUACUUUGAUGCGUUUUUGAUCUGAGUUUUUUUAGAAAACUAUAAUGUAUUUGUUUACGAUGCGAAGAUUUUACAAUAAUACGUUGUAAACGUCUUCUAAUUAUUAAGCAAAAAAAUUAUUAUGUAAAAUAUUACUUUGAAAGUAAUUUUAUAAUUUGAACCGUUUCUUACUCUAUUAUUUAAAAAAUAGUAUGAGACAAGUCUAGGAGUUAUAAUUAAUUAAUAUUACAUGUUAAAAGUGUAAUAUAAUGAAUAUGUACAUUGAAAAUCCGUGGAUUUUGAAAAUUUCGGGUAUUUAUAUAUAAAAGAGAAUAGAUUUUUAUACAAGUACAGCUAAAGUAGCCUUUUGUAAUGAAAUUAGAUACUAAAUAAAUUAAGUCUAGGUUUUUUUUCAAUUCUCAAAAAAAUGUGAU
Messenger RNA from Trichogramma pretiosum, 6209 nucleotides. It is a transcript of the gene SPG11, whose product is annotated as spatacsin. NCBI's taxonomy places the organism in Eukaryota, Metazoa, Arthropoda, Insecta, Hymenoptera, Trichogrammatidae. The record is from RefSeq and is a predicted model, not a curated record. Gene Ontology annotation, biological process: axon extension; chemical synaptic transmission; synaptic vesicle transport. The transcript has 12 exons. Gene Ontology annotation, cellular component: synapse; cytoplasm; dendrite. Bases 528 to 5780 code for a protein of 1750 amino acids.